This is a messenger RNA of Pichia kudriavzevii, 2397 nucleotides long. RefSeq lists its product as uncharacterized. Lineage: Eukaryota; Fungi; Ascomycota; Pichiomycetes; Pichiales; Pichiaceae. The coding region runs from base 1 to 2397 and encodes 798 amino acids. The transcript has a single exon. The record is from RefSeq and is a predicted model, not a curated record.
AUGCUAAGCGUACAGAACGAAACAAACCGAAGUCCCAACAUUGGACUUGAUUGUACUAACAAUGGGAAUUAUGAAAACUCCAAGAACUUACCACCACUACCGCCUCCGCUUUCUCCGCCGCCAAUAUCACAACCAAGAUUGAUCAAUAUGGGCGAUGAGAGGCGAGUAUUGAAAGGUAGCGGUAACCAACCUGAUAAUUUUGAAGAUCAAGUGAAAAAGAGCACCUUGCCUCACGACGAGAGAGUCAAUCAAGAAGCUGAGAAUGCUCUCAAUAUUAUCAAGGCGAGUCAUAAAAGUUGGAUUAGUAUAAUGAUUAAAACAAUCGAUAAAUCGAGACCUGACCUUAUUUAUACUGGCAAAAGAAGUAGAAACACCAUUUCACCUGAAGAUUGGAAUGACAAUAAGCGCAAUGCAAUGGGAAAUCGAACGUCACAUAGAGUAUUAGUAAAAAACUACUUUGACCAUCUGGUUGCAUUUAUCAACGAAGCGCCUGUCAGUGCAGUAUUUAAGUAUAUUGCUUCCAAGAUGCUACGUGUAGAUGACUUUGACCAAGUUUGCCCCGUAGGCUUAAAGCCAAACUACCUUGAUUUAAGGAUCAAAGGGAAGAGAGUGACAAAUCUAUUUAUUACAAAACAACUGAUGGACUAUGUAGAAAUAACGUUGUCUCCAUUAUUAAGACACACGGGGUUUUCUGCAUUGAUGAACACCAGUAAAUAUAUGCACAAACAGAAUUUCACUUCUAAGAUUUUGCGCCUAAUUGGGUUCUCAGAAGAUGUCAAUCUUAUGACAGUUUCUUUGACAAUUGUGAUUUUUAUUACCCGAUACAUCUAUAUCAAGGGAAUAGAUGUCUCUCCGGCAAUAGCCUUUAUGGAAGGGGUACUGGAUGGAAAUGAGGUAGCAGAAUUAUUGAAUGGCAUCAAUAACAGCGACGACGACCCUGAAGAAGUGGUUGGAAAGUCGUUAUUCGCACACAUGUUUUCUUGGAAAGAAUGUGCAAAAAGAACCGAUUUAUUAGCAUUAUUAUCAUGGGCUAGAAAAGUUUCCAUGUGUUUGAAACUAGAAGAGAAAUACGAAUUUAUAUCCACGAUACUCGAUGAAUUGAAUAAUUAUCAGAACAGGGAAAUCAAUUAUGAAAGGGUAAUAGAUUGUGUCAGUAAAUUCCGAAGCUCGUUUAAAGACGGCGGCCACAUAGAACUGGUCGAGUCCAUUGCUGAUGUUGAUUUUGACUGCAAAAUCCAAUGGCUACUUUUACAGUUUGACCUCGAAGGAGUCACUGGAUUCAGAGAGAGCAACAAAAGACGUAGAGUUGAUGUGCCAGAAUCAGGUUGUCUAACCGUUAAAAAACGAAAGGAUGAGACUGCAUUUGAGAAUGGAGAAGGCGAAAAUAAGGAGACAAAUCUAGAACAUACGAAUCUAAUAAACAGGAAAAUUGAGCAUUCAGAACUAGAGCCGAAAAUUAAACUAAAAGAAGGAAACUGGUCAAGUGAGGAAAAAAACGAAAAGCGAAAAACUGAACAAAAACAAGGGGAGCUCAUUGUACUUAAGUCUGAUGAUGAAGAACCUGAACAAGUUAACUCAGAGAUACACGAACUGAAAAAUGAAAUCCAAGAAGCAUGUAACAAAGAAUCAAAGGAGAAACACCAAAAUAAUCUUGGAAAGAUCUUGAAACAAACAGAAAGAGAAAAAGAAGAAGGGCCAAUAUGCCGAAAAGAUUAUAAAAAGAAUUCGGACAUACAGCUAAAAAAUGAACCAAAAUUUGCAAGAGAAAAUCUUCCCAUCACCAAUAAAAUCACGGAGCAACAAAACGGCGAAUUGCCAAUAACAGCUGUCAAGAAAUCAGUAGCAGUACAAGGUAAUAAAAGUACAGACAAAGCGAAGAAUAUCGAAUGGAUAAAAUCAAGCCUGGAGAGUGAGUCUACCAAUUUCAGUCAUGUUCCUAGGCAGCGUUUUAACUAUCCAGAAUUAAAAUUCAGUAAUGGUUUUAACGGCAUAUCCAAACCGGCCUUUAAAAAAAUCCAUUUUGAGAGACCUGUGGAUAACCACUACAGAACUUAUCCCGGUUACUAUUCUAACGAUAAGUACUCGGGAUACUAUGAGAAUAGCUUACAUAGGCAUCCUCAAAAUUUUAGACCUCCCAAAUCUAAUUACAGAGCUAGGAGAAGGAGAGAAUAUCAAUUUCUUCCGAGAGGAAACGGUAACGUUUUCACUAAUCCGAUACCGCACAAAUAUUAUCCGCCUGCAUUAGAGUGGUGCUCAUAUUGCGGUGUUGCGCAUGUGCCUGGAAUACAUCCGUUUGUUAACGGUGAAUUAAAUCCAAAUACUCCGACAAGUAAAGUGAUGAUUUAUCGUAAAUACGAUGAGGAGCAUAGGAAAACUGGUAGGUACAAGGAUUACUGA